Messenger RNA from Cordyceps fumosorosea ARSEF 2679, 246 nucleotides. Its product is annotated as ribonucleoprotein (LSM) domain, eukaryotic/archaea-type. Gene Ontology annotation, cellular component: sno(s)RNA-containing ribonucleoprotein complex; nucleolus; U4/U6 x U5 tri-snRNP complex. The coding region runs from base 1 to 246 and encodes 81 amino acids. The record is from RefSeq and is a predicted model, not a curated record. Gene Ontology annotation, biological process: mRNA splicing, via spliceosome; maturation of SSU-rRNA. The transcript has 3 exons. Lineage: Eukaryota; Fungi; Ascomycota; Sordariomycetes; Hypocreales; Cordycipitaceae. Gene Ontology annotation, molecular function: RNA binding.
AUGGAGAACGGCGCGCAGGGCGAGGGCAAGGACCCCUCCAGCUUCCUCAGCGACAUCAUUGGCAAUCCCGUCGUUGUCAAGCUCAACUCGGGCGUCGUCUACAAGGGUGAACUCCAGUCGGUGGACGGCUACAUGAACAUUGCGUUGGAAAAAACACAGGAAUUUGUCAAUGGCGUCAAGCGAAGAGAGUAUGGCGACGCUUUUGUGCGCGGAAACAAUGUCAUGUAUAUUUCUGCGGACUCAUGA